AUGUCAGGUGCCGCUGCUGCCUCUGCUGCAGGUUAUGAUAGACACAUUACCAUUUUUUCUCCAGAAGGUCGUUUAUAUCAAGUCGAAUAUGCCUUUAAAGCUUGCAAUCAAACUAACAUUAAUUCCAUUGCUAUCAGAGGUAACAAAUGUGCAGUAAUUGUUAAUCAAAAGAAAGUUCCAGAUAAGCUAUUAGACCCAUCUACCGUUUCAUAUAUAUUCCCUAUUUCCAAGACAAUUGGUUUGGUAGCUAAUGGACCAAUCCCAGAUGCUAAGAAUGCUGCCACAAAAGCUAAAACUGAAACUGCUGAAUAUAGAUAUAAGUAUGGUUAUGAUAUGCCCUGUGACGUUCUUGCGAAAAGAAUGGCUAAUAUUGCUCAAAUCUAUACACAAAGAGCUUAUAUGAGACCAUUAGGUGUCAUACUCACUUUUAUUUCUUAUGAUGAAGAAUUAGGUCCAUCAAUUUAUAAGACUGAUCCAGCCGGUUAUUAUGUUGGUUAUAAAGCAACCGCCACUGGUCCAAAACAACAAGAAAUAAAUACUGGUUUGGAAAACUGGUUCAAGAAAAAUGAUGUUAAAGAAAAGAUUAAUGAAGAUGCUUGGGAAAAGGUUGUUGAAUUUGCCAUCACACAAUUAAUCGAUUCUCUAGGAACUGAGUUUUCAAAGAGAGAUAUUGAAGUUGGUGUUGCUAUUGAGGGUGAAUUUUUUAAAUUAGCUGAAGAACAAAUUGAAGAAAGAUUAGUUGCAAUUGCCGAACAAGAUUAA
This is a messenger RNA of Henningerozyma blattae CBS 6284, 762 nucleotides long. RefSeq names its product proteasome core particle subunit alpha 1 (gene SCL1). The transcript has a single exon. Lineage: Eukaryota; Fungi; Ascomycota; Saccharomycetes; Saccharomycetales; Saccharomycetaceae. Gene Ontology annotation, biological process: ubiquitin-dependent protein catabolic process. The record is from RefSeq and is a predicted model, not a curated record. The coding region runs from base 1 to 762 and encodes 253 amino acids. Gene Ontology annotation, cellular component: nucleus; cytosol; proteasome core complex.